UGGUCGCUUACCAGCGGAGAUCUGCGAACGUUGUUUACUGUUUGGUGUACCUGUGCGUCUUUUUCAAUAGUUUAUGUGUGAAAAAUGACUACUCAGCCGCACAGUAAGAAGCGCGUCUGCUAUUAUUAUGAUAGUGACAUAGGAAACUACUAUUAUGGCCAAGGUCAUCCGAUGAAACCUCAUCGCAUUCGUAUGACUCACAACUUGUUGUUAAAUUAUGGCCUUUACAGGAAAAUGGAAAUCUAUCGACCGCAUAAAGCAACUGCUGAUGAAAUGACGAAAUUUCACAGUGAUGAUUAUGUGCGGUUUUUAAGGAGUAUCAGGCCAGAUAACAUGUCUGAAUAUAACAAGCAGAUGCAACGCUUUAAUGUUGGAGAGGAUUGUCCUGUAUUUGAUGGCCUCUAUGAAUUUUGUCAGUUGUCCUCUGGUGGGUCAGUUGCUGCUGCUGUGAAAUUGAACAAACAAGCCUCCGAAAUAUGUAUAAAUUGGGGAGGCGGUUUGCAUCAUGCUAAAAAAUCUGAAGCAUCUGGGUUUUGCUAUGUGAAUGACAUAGUUCUUGGGAUUCUAGAAUUGUUGAAGUACCACCAACGAGUUUUAUAUAUUGAUAUUGAUGUCCAUCAUGGCGAUGGUGUCGAAGAAGCUUUUUAUACUACUGAUCGUGUGAUGACUGUAUCAUUCCAUAAAUACGGUGAAUACUUCCCAGGCACAGGAGAUCUGAGGGACAUUGGUGCUGGAAAAGGAAAAUACUAUGCUGUUAAUAUACCCUUAAGGGAUGGAAUGGAUGAUGAAAGUUAUGAAUCCAUUUUUGUUCCUAUAAUAUCAAAAGUAAUGGAAACCUUUCAGCCUAGUGCAGUUGUGCUACAGUGUGGUGCAGAUUCCUUAACGGGUGAUAGGUUGGGCUGUUUCAACCUAACAGUUAGAGGCCAUGGGAAGUGCGUGGAAUUUGUAAAAAAAUAUGGACUACCAUUUUUAAUGGUCGGUGGUGGUGGCUACACGAUACGGAAUGUUUCACGAUGUUGGACUUAUGAGACUUCAGUAGCUCUUGGUGUUGAAAUAGCCAAUGAACUGCCAUACAACGAUUAUUUUGAAUAUUUUGGUCCAGAUUUUAAACUGCACAUUAGUCCAUCUAACAUGGCAAAUCAGAAUACACCUGAAUACUUGGAGAAGAUUAAGACGAGGUUAUUUGAGAAUUUAAGGAUGUUACCACAUGCUCCAGGUGUACAGGUGCAGGCAAUACCAGAAGAUGCAGUAAAUGAUUCUGAUGAGGAUGAAGAAAAAGCGAAUCCUGAUGAAAGGUUAACACAGGCUGCUCUGGAUAAGAGGAUAGCUCCUGACAAUGAGUAUAGUGAUUCUGAGGAAGAAGGAGAGGGAGGAAGGAGAGAUCAGAGAUCCUUCAAAGGGAGGAAACGACCUAGGCUUGACAAACUGGAGCCCAAAACAGAAAAGCCUGACCCAGAUGAAAAGACGAAACCAGAUGAUAUCACAAAAAUGGAGACAAAAGGUGAAGUGGAGAAGGAUGACAAAUCUGGAAUUACAGAUGACUUAAAGAAAGAGUCAAACCUGAAUCCAUGAUAAUUUGUGAUAAAACUAUAAUGAAAUGUAGCUUUCAUAAUUAUGUACUAAAUCAUAAUGUACAAAGUUGUACAUUAAUUUAAUCAACCUUUCUCUAACACAGUUUAAACAAGAAUAUCAUCAGGCGAUUUGCUACAGUUGUGUGCACUUUGCAUUAUUUGAAGUGAAUGGUGUUGUAUGGUGACAUUUGAAAUCCAGGAUGCAUGAAGAUCAUUUUCAUCAUUUCAUGAGACUUUUAUUGCACUGAUUCAUUUUCUUUGUUGUGUGUUCUGUCAGCAAUAUCCUCCAUGGAGGACUAUUUUGUACAUUUUUGAUGUGAUUGUUUUUUAAAGACAGUUGCCAAAAUGAAAUAUGCUAUAGAAAAGAACUUUAAAUCUACUUUUCAUUGCCUACACAGUAAAACUUCUCAUUUGACUUCCCAGUGCCCUCAUAAGAAGUUGAUUAUGAAUGCAAAUCAAUUUCAGUACGUCACUAUCUUCUCAUGAAUUUUUGCAACUUAUUUGAAUUUUGAAUUAGGCUUAUUUUUUGAUACGACAAAUCUGUUUUGACUAUGGUAAUUCAUAUUAAGAAUUUUUUUAAAGUGUGGAUUAGACAGUACUCUGAAAAGUGUCUUAUUUUAAAUAGCUUUUGUGUGAAAACUGGUAGAAAUAAAUUUUUAUUGAGGAUUUUAUAUCUUCACAUUAUUUUAAGGUCAGGAUGAUAUAUUUGCUCUGGUGUCAUUUUUGUUUUCUUGUAUUUGUUUCUCGUCAUGAAAGACAUGAAACUGGGAUCCAGUGUUUGGAAGUAAUAGAUCUUGCAUUUAUUUUUGUUUGAUACAUUGUGAUCCAACUUAAGCUAAUAGAUAUUUUUGAUAAAAAGAUGUAAAUAUUUGCUUCUGUAGUUGGUGUCUGAUUCACACAGAUUUUUGUCUUUUCUAUCUGUUGGAUAAACUGUAUUACAGACUGCCAUUUUAAGUGGUUUUGGAACAAACCAAGUUGUUUUGGAACCACUUUUCUUGUCUGUUUGACUGACUUUGUAAGUAGGAAUAUCAAUGUACAGUUCAGAUGAAGUUUUAACCAUAAAUUAUCUUACUUAUUUAUAUAAAUUUAGAAUAGAUACAAAUAAAUUGUUUUAUCAGAUUCAUA
Molecule: messenger RNA, 2696 nt
Organism: Schistocerca nitens (vagrant locust)
Lineage: Eukaryota; Metazoa; Arthropoda; Insecta; Orthoptera; Acrididae
Gene: HDAC1
Product: histone deacetylase HDAC1
Exons: 10
Coding region: 85-1572 (495 amino acids)
Molecular function (GO): histone deacetylase activity
Source: RefSeq, a predicted model, not a curated record